Durio zibethinus is the source of this 488-nucleotide messenger RNA. RefSeq lists its product as uncharacterized. The record is from RefSeq and is a predicted model, not a curated record. NCBI's taxonomy places the organism in Eukaryota, Viridiplantae, Streptophyta, Magnoliopsida, Malvales, Malvaceae.
AUGAAGCUGAUAGUCUUCAUAGCUGUGCUUUGUUUUAGCUACUUUGCAUUGCAAAAACCUUGUUCUUCCCUGCAAAUCCAGCUGCACUCAUCAAAUGGACAAGGAGCAGCAAAAGGAGUUCAGCUUUCUCCCCACACACUGCCAAGGAAGCUCAGAUUCACUGAGGAAGUAGCAGUUAAAGGAAAUGAAGCUCAACAAUCAAUUUCAAACACCAAGCUGAAAGAAGAUAUUUCAGGCAAAGCAUACCCGAAAGAGCGAGAAACAAAGCAUGGAAGUCGAGGCACAAGGCAAGAAUGGAUGGAGGGAGGGCCCGACAUUUCACAAUAUUUUACAACGGAUUAUUCCCAUGUAAGAAGACGAAGUCCCAUACAUAACAAGUCAUUGCUGCUUGGUCCUUGAAACCUGGGGGAGAUGAGAGUUCCUGCUGCCUGCUGCUUUCAUGUCCCCAAGAGUACAGAUCAAACUUUUAGGAUCACAAUUUUGUUAAC